AGUGCUCCUCUGAUGAAGUGGUGAACCAGCAGGUGUAUUUUGGACCACAGGGCUUGUUAAAGAGCAGCAGCAGCAUGUUUGGUAAGAAGAAGAGAGCUGCAGCACCCAAAGGACAGGGCGCUGCUGCAGCCAAGCAGAUGGGUCUGUUUGUAGACCUGAACCCUGAGGAGAUGAUGAUGGGUAUGGAGGACAAUUUGGACGACCCGGACUUGGAGGCAGAACUCGCUGCUAUUACUGGAAAUAAAGCUGCUGCGGGAGGAAGAGCCAAGCAGAAGGGGAAGACCCCCCUGCCCAUGGAGGACAUCGCGAAAAUGGCUGACGAGUGCAUGAGAGAUCUGGAUGACGAUGAGGAUGACGACAAUUUGGAAGACGAUGAAGAUCUGUUGGCAGAGCUGCAGGAAGUGGUGGGUGAGGAGGAAGCUGGAGAUGUUGUAAUUCCUUCCCCCACAUCCUCUGCCAACGCUGAAUCUUCUCAAGCUGCUACGCCAGAGUCCACAACGCCACAGCAGCAGGAGGUGAAGGUCUCCUCAGCAGCACCCGGCAGCCUCCAGCACACCUUAGAGGAGAGAAUAGAUAUGUACAAGACGGCCUUACAAAACUCCAAGACUGCAGGAGAGACUUCCAAAGCCAGGAGAUACGAUCGAGGCCUGAAGACUCUGCAGACGAUGUUAGUUGCUGUCAAAAAAGGGAGACCUGUGAAUGAGGCAGAGAUCCCUCCGCCUGUUGCCACGGGAGCCCCGAAAGCUCCUGCUUCUCGACCCACCGUUCCCCAACGACCGGCUCCUCCUGUACCCUCGCGUCCUCGACCUACUCCUUCAGAUCAGCAGGGAGAGUCGGAGGCCGCGACGUCUCCGUCUGCUGUGCCAGAGAUCGUCACGCCCAGCAGUGAAGAGGAGCCCUCGUCCUCCACCACCCUGCUCACUCCGAGCAGCCUCCCAUCACCAGAGCAGCAGGCGGAGGAGCCCGCUGACCUGCCGCCAGCCAGUCUGACAGAUGCGAAUGAGGCGACCAAGAAGAUGCUUCUGGAGAGGCAGAAAGAAUACAAGAUCGCAGCGCUGACAGCCAAGAAGCAGGGAGAUGCGGAGCAAGCUAUGCUUUACUUCAAGACCAGCAAGAAGUUCGAUGCAGUGAUUGAGGCUUUGCAGAAAGGAGAAGCAGUCGACCUGAGUGAACUUCCUCCAUCUCCUGGACAAGGAGGAAGCUCCGCUGGGAUGAAGGAACCGUCGACUGAACAAAACACAGAAGUCAUCCAACCGGUUGCAGCAGCUCCUGCAGCCCCUGCAGCUGCCGCAGCUCCUGCAGCCCCGAAGGACGCACUGGAGGCGCUGGAGCAGAGACGUGCCAAGUAUGUGGAGGCGUCUGCUCAGGCUAAAGCCAGCGGAGACGACCGCAAGGCCCGAAUGCACGACCGCAUCGCCAAGCAAUACCAGAGUGCCAUCCGAGCUCACAAAGCAGGAAAAGCAGUCAACUUUGACGAGCUCCCUGUUCCCCCCGGCUUUCCUCCAAUCCCAGGCCAGAAGGCGACAGGAGCUGAGCAGGGAUUUAUCGCUGCGCUUGAGGCCGCCAAUAAGCUCGCCUCUACUGAUGCUACUGAAGUCGCCGAUGAAGAAGAAGAUGAGGAGAAGGAGGAAGAGUCAAAGCCGGCUGCUCCAGAAAUAAAGAAACCAACGUUAGAAGUUCCUGCUGCGAGUCAGGGACGGAAAAGGACUCCGUCAGCUUCACCUGACAGAACAACAUCCAGAGAAGGACUCUCACCAACAGCGGUUCAGCAGCUAGAGUUCCUGGAGGGUCGUAAGAAGCAGUACAUGAAGGCGGCCCUGCAGGCGAAGCAGAAGAACGACAUGGAGCAGGCCAAGACUUUCCUCCGCACCGCCAAGGGCUUCGACCCCAUGAUCGAGGCGGCACGCAGCGGCAAGACGGUGGACAUCAGCACGGUGCCGUCGCCCCCUGGUGACGAAGACGAGGACUUCAUUCUGGUGCACCACAGUGACGUUCAGAUCUCAGAGAAAGCCGAGCAGGUUUACACACAGCUGGCCAAGAUCCUCAAAGAGCAGCGCGACAAAUGUAUGACUCACUCCAAGCAGUUCACACACCUGGGGAACGUCACAGAAACAACAAAGUUUGAGAAGAUGGCUGAGUCUUGUAAGAAGAGUCUGGAGGUCCUGAAACUGUCUCAGGCGAAGGGGCUGCCCCCUCCCAAACAUCACUUUGAGGAGAGGUCGUUUCGCACAGUCAGGAUAUUCCCAGAGCUGAGCAGCACAGACAUGGUUGUUGUCAUCGUGAAAGGAAUGAAUCUUCCUGCUCCUAGCGGAAUCCAAACCAACGAUUUGGAUGCCUACGUCAAGUUUGACUUCCCCUACCCGAGCGCUGAGCAGCCACAGAAACACAAAACAGCUGUCAUCAAAAACACUAACUCCCCAGAAUACAACCAGAGCUUCAACCUGUCAAUCAACCGAAACCACCGCGGCUUCAGGAGGAUUGUGACGUCGAAAGGCCUCAAACUGGAGCUGCUGCACAAAGGCGGUUUCCUGCGGAGCGACAAGCCGGUCGGGACGGCCCACGUGAAGAUGGAGAAACUGGAAUCACAGAGUGAAAUCAGAGAGAUUGUAGAGGUGAUGGACGGUCGUAAGCCGACAGGAGGUCGCGUUGAAGUGAAGAUCCGACUGCGGGAGCCUCUGAGCGGUCAGGACAUGCAGUCGAGCACAGAGCGCUGGCUGGUGAUCGAUUCGUCACAGGUUCUUGUUUAGAUGUUUCUUUGAGAUUAAACAUCAUCAAACAAGCUACAGAUUAAAGGCACUCAAUCAGAAACACUCAGAGGAGGAUGAGGAUGAGGAGGAGGAAGGAGAGAGGAAGGAGUCGAGGAUCCGACGAGCUCGGCUUCUUAGCUCGGAUCAGACUCAGACUUAAACGGGUCGUUCGACUUCUUUAAAACUUUUUGCACAUUGCGAGACACACGAGCUCCCUUUCAC
This is a messenger RNA of Scomber japonicus (chub mackerel), 2969 nucleotides long. RefSeq names its product coiled-coil and C2 domain containing 1B (gene cc2d1b). The record is from RefSeq and is a predicted model, not a curated record. Gene Ontology annotation, molecular function: RNA polymerase II cis-regulatory region sequence-specific DNA binding; DNA-binding transcription repressor activity, RNA polymerase II-specific. Gene Ontology annotation, cellular component: nucleus. The coding region runs from base 75 to 2747 and encodes 890 amino acids. Gene Ontology annotation, biological process: regulation of transcription by RNA polymerase II. NCBI's taxonomy places the organism in Eukaryota, Metazoa, Chordata, Actinopteri, Scombriformes, Scombridae. The transcript is spliced from 26 exons.